Messenger RNA from Microplitis mediator, 5194 nucleotides. RefSeq lists its product as uncharacterized. The transcript is spliced from 6 exons. The coding region runs from base 471 to 4832 and encodes 1453 amino acids. Lineage: Eukaryota; Metazoa; Arthropoda; Insecta; Hymenoptera; Braconidae. Gene Ontology annotation, cellular component: nucleus. The record is from RefSeq and is a predicted model, not a curated record.
CAUAUAUUGUUGUAGGUUAUAAGUUGUAAGUUUAGUUGUGUAGGCAAGCAAAUGGCUGCUGAUGAACAUAUAUAGAUAUAGGCCAUAGGGUAUAAGGGGUAUAAGGGAGUAUAGUGAGUAUAGGUACAGCUUUUUUAUCUAAACCUUUAGCUCUUGAGUUAGUACAGUGCAAGUGUGGUGCGGUGAGUUGCGUUGAGUGCUGAAUGCUGAAUGUGUUGAUAAUGCAAAUGGCGUUAUUUUUCAGACUCUAAAAAUUAAUUUUAACGCUUAACGAUUAUAUUAUUUUUAUUUAUUUAUUUAUUUUUUUUUUAUUAAAAUAAAAUUAAUAGUUUAAAUAUUAUUUUAAUAAAUUUAAAUAAUUGUAUAUAGUUACAUAAAAACAAAGUUAUAUUUACAUGGUGUUGUUGAUUGACAAAUGGACAUGAUAAUAAUUAUUAUUUGAUAUGAGAUGAAUAAAAUUUAGACAAAGGAUGUCAUCGGAAAAUAAUAAAGCACAAAAACCUUGUGUUUUUUGCAAUGAUCCUGAAAAUAAUGAGAUAAAAUAUGGUAAAAUUUAUCAACACAAUGACAUCAUCACUCAUUAUUAUUGUCUGUUAUUGUCAUCAAAUAUGGAGCAAAACGGAAAAGAUGAACAAGGUAUACUUGGUUUUUUGCCAGAUGAUAUUCAUCGUGAAUUAAAUCGAGGAAGAAAGCUGUCAUGUUCGUUUUGUAAAAAAAAAGGUGCAACAUUGGGUUGCGUUGAAAAAAAAUGUAAAAAAGUAUUUCAUUUACCGUGUGGACUUGAAAAUAAUACACUUCAUCAAUUUUUUGAUCAAUUCAAGUCUUUUUGUAAAACUCAUCGACCCAAACAAAAAAUUGAUAUAAAUGUACGUAAUUCAACACCUGAAUGUACAAUGUGUUAUAUUUGUUAUGAUGUUGUAUCACGCGAAGAUAUAUAUAAAACAUUAUGGGCACCUUGUUGCAAAAAAAAUGCAUGGUUUCAUCGUGAUUGUGUUCAACAGUUGGCAUUAAGUGCUGGUUAUUUUUUUAAAUGUCCAUUAUGUAAUAACAAAAAAGAAUUUCAAACUGCCAUGCAAGAAUCUGGUAUAUUUGUUCCAAGUCAAGAUGCAUCAUGGGAAUUAGUACCAAAUGCAUUUCAUGAAUUACUUUAUCGACAUAAUAGAUGUGAUGCUAUUGAAUGUAAAUGUCCUUUGGGUAGAGAUCACAUUAGUACCAAUAACCCUGAAUGGGAAUUAAUUCUUUGUCGUACUUGCGGUUCACAAGGUACCCAUGUUACUUGUGGCAAACUCAAAUGGGCUAAAAUUUCAUGGGAUUGUAAUGAUUGUCUUUCAAUACUUUCGAAAAAUUUUAACGAAACAACAAGUAAUAAUGCCACUACUACUACUACUACUACUACUACUACCACUGUAACUACUAUUGAUUCUGAUAACGACGUUGAUAUUGAUGAGGAUGAUAUCGAUGACGAUGACGAUGACGAUGAUGAUGAUGAUGAUGAAGAUGAUGAUGAUGAAAAUGGUGAUUCAGAAUCAGAUAUUUCACUUGGCCAUAACUCAGCAUGUAAUUUAAUUAAUAAAAUAAAUAUUUCAUCGAUAAAUUUAAAACCAGGGCCUAGAUCUGCAAAGCUCAAACAACUUCAACAAUUAAAUAAUAUCUUAGAUGAACAACAAGCUAAUAAUUAUUUUCAACCAAAUGUUUCAAUAUCUAAAAAUCAAUCAAACAACACAAUAAAUAAUUUAAAACAUAGUCAAAAUUAUCAAAAAGAAAUAAAAGAAACUGAAAUAAAUAAUGAAAAAGAAAAAAAAAAGGUAGUGGAGGAAGAAGAAGAGGAAGAGGAAGUAUCUAUUUUAGAAGUUAAAAAAAUAGAAAAACCUCUUUCAAGAUUAACAACAAUAACUAAAAAAACAACAUCCGAUGUUCUAAAUUAUACUGAAAAUGCUAAUAUAGUUGAUGAAAUAUCCUUUAACUCAUCUGUUAAUAAAUAUCCAGAGUUAUCUAUUGAACGAACUAAAAAAUUAGGUUCAGAAACAACUUUAAGCCAACAACAAUCGCGAUCAGAUAACGAUAAUGUUUCGUCAAUUUUACCAUCUACUACUACUGCUGUUUCUAAUAUCGAUAUUACUACCCAUCAAAUACCAACUUCACCAAGUGCACUUGAAAAUAAUAAUAAUAAUAAUAAUAAUAAUAAUAACAGAGUAGUUGAAGAUGUUAUAAUAGUCGAAAGUGACGAUGAAAAUGAUCAAUUAUUAUUAACAUCAUCACCAUCAUUGCAGGUUCCAGUAGUUACUGUAGAAAAUACUUUAUCAUCAUUAGUAAAUAAACAAGUUGAUAAUCAACUUGACCAAUUUUCAAUACAAUCGAAAUUAGUUACAGCAACACAAUCACCUAAAAUAAAUAAUCAUGUUAUUAUAAACUCCGAAGAUUCUUUAAUGAAUAUUAAAAUAACAGGUGUAACUUCACUGCCUCCAGAAGUAUUCGCUCAAGUACCAGAUAUUUCAAACAACACAACAAAUAAAUUUAAUUCUAAUGAUUCGACAACUUUAAAUCUUACAGAAAAUUUAAUAAGUUGUUCUUCUUCUCCUCCUUCCACUUUUUCUUCAUCUUCUUCUGCUUCUUCUUCUGCUUUAUUCAAUGUAAAUAAUCAUUUUACUAGCACUGUCUUAACGGAUGUACCAGUAGCAUCUAUAUUUAACAAAAGAAAAGCUGAUUCUCCAUCAGUAGUAUCAAGAUUAGUAGAUAAAGUUAAUGAUGUUAUUGAUAAAAACAAUAAAGAAUUAAUGAAUGUAUCGUGUCCAAAAAAACUAAGACAAGAUUUAUCAUCCCAAAGAUAUUAUACUACUGCUAUAACUACUACCAUUAUUACUACUACUCCUCUUACUACAAAUACUUUUACAACUUGUAAAUCUUCAAAUUCAUCAAAUGUUGUACCAGAUAUUACUACUACCACCACAAAAUCGCAACAAAAUUAUUUUAAAAAUUAUUCAAAAUCAAUGAAUUCUGAUAUUUCUACGCCAAAUCAAUACAGAAAUGGUAUAUCUUUAGCUAAUUCAGCGGUAAUUAAAGUCUAUAAUCAGCAAUAUAUUAUUCCACUUGGUGAAACAACAGAUGAUAGUACACCUACAAUGUCAAUAACACCUGAACAAACGAUAAUGAGUCUCAAUGAUAUUUCAUCACAAUUAUCUGGACAACAAAUUAAUUCCGACGGGGAUGCAGGCUCCAAACCUGCUGGUGAACUCAUUGUAUCUCCAACCACACCAACGACAACAACACCAUCAUCACUACCAUCAUCAUCACCACCACCAACAUCAACAAGAACAACAAGAACAACAACAACAACAGCAACGGAUAUCAUCGUCAAAUCCAUACCAGAGUUACAUUCAUCAGCAACAGGGGCAAUCAGUACCACUGAGACAUCAACAGCAACGACAACAGCAACAACAACAACAUCAACAACAACAGCAACAACAACAGCCACAGCAACAGAAUCAGCUUUAUUCUCCUCCAUCGAGUUAUUACAAAAAUUACCAGGCCUGCCAAAGAUAUCAACAAAAUCCCCAGACGAUGAUCCAGGUGCAGCCAGAACAAGAAUUACGAUUCCACGAACAAGAAAACAUGAUCACACAAUCUCCGAUCAAACCAAUGACAACACCAGAAGUAAUAGACUUGGAUUAAUAAAACAGAAAGUAUCAUUACGUGAUUUAAAAUUUCGUGUAUGUUCUGGUAAUUCCAUUGAGAUAACUAUGUAUGAUAAUUAUAGAAUGAAUGUAAAUUUAGAUACAGCGAUAAAAUCUUCGAUUAAUGGUCAACGUUUACGUUCAGGGCGUAGUGGUGUGUGUCUUGUCAAGCCAAGGUCUUCGCGGGUUCGUGGACCUAAAUCAAAACGUAAAAGUCAUGAAGAUUGUUUAAAUUAUAAUUCAACAACUAAUAAAGAUGAUACUCCCACUGCAGUUAAUAAUAGUUUAACAUUAAGUAAAAAUGAUGGUAGUGCUUCCGAUGAAGAAAUAAGAGACAGUAAUAAUAUUUUAUUAUCAUUAAAUUCAACAACAACAUCAGUACCAGCAGCAUCUUAUUCUGCGAGUAACAAUAAUGAAUGCAAUUUAGUAAAUAAUAUAAAUUAUAACAAUCAAAGUCAUCAGAGAGACACAGCUAAAGAGAAUCUCGUACCUGAUAAAUUUUAUCAACAAUUCAAUAAUACUAGUGAUUCUCUGGCAAAACACGAUAAUAAUAAUGUUAAUAUUAAAAAAAGUCACGUUGAAUUCAUUCGACGUAAAUUACGAUCAUCAAAACAUCUUAGUGACAUUGAUGAAAAUUUUACAGACACAUCUUAUAAUAUUAAUAAUAAUAAUUCUAAUAAUAAUAAUAAUAAUAAUAAUAAUAAUAAUAAUAAUAAUAAUAAUAAUAAUAAUAAUGAUAACGAUGAUGAUGAUGGUAUACGUUGCCAUGUUAGUAUUGAUUUAAAUCGUAUUAAAUCGCUGAUUGAUUCAAAACCAAAUCUUUUUAUAAAAAAAACACGUAGUUGGGAUAAACUAAUAAAUUUAAAUGACAAUGAAUUAAAUUCUAAAUUUAAUAAUACAUUCAGUGAAAGAAACAGAGGUUUAAAACGUAGUUAUAGUUUUGAUAAUAUUCCAUCAUCAAAUCAUUAUAAAUUGAUAACUACUGCUAAUAAUACUGUUACAACACCAACACCAACAACAACAACAACAACAACGACAAUGACAAUGACUAAUUUAAGUGAUAAUAAUACGUUUUCAUCAGAAAUGAUGUUUAAUCCCCAACAAAGUAUAAAAAUAAAAAAACGACGACGAAGUUUUAAAAAAAGUAACCGAGUUAGGUAAAUAAAUAGAUAGUACUAUUAUUAUUAUUAUUAUUAUUAUUAUUAUAAUGUAUAUAAUAAAUAUUUCAUUUAAACGUAAAAAAACACAAUGUAUUCUAACGUUAUUUAUUCAAAUUUCUACUUUUGACGCUUUUUUUUUUAAUUUUAAAAUUUUUUUAUCAUUAUGGUGCCGUAUCGGUAAUAUAGAAAACUACAACAAUAACAAUGAUGAUGAUAUAGUAUAAGUAUAAUCGAACUGAAAACAUUCGAGAUGUGAAAUGUUCGAGAUUUUAUGAUCAUAAGUAUAAACAGUGUAAAUAUUAAAAAUGGCCGACUAUGUCAAUAAAUAAAUUUCAUCAUUUAUACGUAUAAUAAUAAUAUAAA